This is a messenger RNA of Drosophila suzukii, 753 nucleotides long. The record is from RefSeq and is a predicted model, not a curated record. NCBI's taxonomy places the organism in Eukaryota, Metazoa, Arthropoda, Insecta, Diptera, Drosophilidae.
AUGGUCCACAGGGUUCUCACCUGGCUUUUGCUGCUCCUAACUUUGCUAUUCACUAUCGAUCUGGUGGUAAGCCACACUAGAAAUAUUUAUACGACAGAUGGAAGCCGUUUGGGAUUAAGCAGAAGUAUCAAAAUACUAGAUGGAAAUAGUAAUAGCAGUUUUACUCCUUUGAGUCGAUCGAAACGUUUGGCUAUCUACAAUGGCCAGGGAAUUGUCAAGUUGGUCCCGAGCUUAGCGUAUCCCGUGAAACAGGCCGACAAGGACCAAUCCUUUUGGUGGUUCUUCAACAUACAGGGCCAGUGGAUACCCACCACCGUUCCCCUCUACUGGUGGAGCUUCUGGAACACCACAGCCUUUGUGUCCACAGCUCGGGAGUGGCGCAAGGACAUUCAGGCGAGUUUGCACGACGAGGCCCGAUCCUGGGUGUACAAUGCCAUCGAAAUAGGCAUGGAGCAAUUGGAUGGAGCAUAUGGAGGAGUCUGCCUGCUGAGAAGCAUAUGCGAAAUCUCUCAGAAACCCUUUCAGAACAGCAAUAUCUUCAGCGAGAUUGUAAACGCAGUGUUGGUGUAAGUACACAUUAAGUACGAGGAACCGAAAUAUUUUCAAUCUAUUUCAGCCCAGCUGGACAAUGUGGGCAGUAAGUAUUUGCACGCCCGGGAUGCCGGACGUGGAGGAGCCGAUUGACGGACCUACAGCGACUGCAAUCCACUGCUCUGGACCCUUGUCAAGAACAUGGCCAAGAACCCGUUUUAA